CACAUAACUUUGUCUACUUUGAUGUUACUUAUUUUCUAUCCACUUCUUUGUAAACUAUUGUGAAGUGCGGCAACUUGAACCGAUGGACUUGUGUGCGUGGUUUUACGUUGUUUUUACUUUUUAGUCUCUCCUACUUCGAUUUAUUAUAAAUAUAUUUGUAAUCAAUGCUUACGUAAUGUCCACAUUUUGCAUACACAAAUGUUUCAUGGAUAUGAUUAUCCCCACUUCUAGCAUCAUUGUGAAGAUCAGCAUAGGACUAGGCAUUAUUGCGUAACGGUCCCAGUUGCCACAUCUUAUCAACACAUCAAGUAACAAGGCAAUAAAAUGGAGGAUGAAGGAAAGAAAAAUCAGUUAAAAGAAGUAGGAUGUAGUAAAAAAAAGAGGUAGGAAGAAUCCGAUGAUGAGACUAAGUAUAGCCGUUAAGAUGAGGACAAUGUGUGUAUAAAUCUGCGCCACUGAGGUGAGUUCCGAGCCUUACCACCUAGUCUCCAACCACUGGUUUCUCUUGUCCCGCGGACCCCAACCAGCUAGUCUAUAACGCCCUGCAUGGCUCAAAAGAACAGUCAAGGACUUCAUGCAUUGAUGCCAUGUUUUAUUCUGACCAUCCCGAGCCUUUUUUCAGCCUGAACCAUAUUCAGCCAAUAUUUUGCGACGAGGCAGAUGGUGGCUAGGCAUGCGUAACACAUGUCCCAGUCAUCUCAGUCGAUGAAGGUUCACAACCGCAUGGACUGUCUUACCUCUCCUGCCAAAAACCCUGCUUCUGACUUCUGCGUUACUCAAGUGGUAACACUACGAAACACUGCCUAUGCUACGAAGGCAACGGUGGUCAAACACCUAAAGCCUUCUCAUGUCUUCUACCUUUAAUGGCUAUGUUUCACAGCCAUACAGUUGAACAGAGCUGGCUGUAGCACAGUACACUCGACCCUUAAAACACAAUCGGAUAUCAUCACGGUGCCAUAAGUGGCGUAAGUUGGCCAAAGCCAAGCGAGCCUUUUAUAUUCGUGCAGAGAUUUCGUCGGCGACUGAGCCACCAGGAUUGAUCCGAAUUCCCAGGUAAAUGAAGUGUUCAACGCACUCAACCACGUCACUCUCUAUUGUUAGCCGCAGUGGAGCACCGUUGAAGACCAAUCCUGGAGCAACAAUUUGCAUUUGGGUGGUGAGAAACGCAUCCCAAACAUUCUCAAAUUACCACCCAAUAUGUCCAGAAGACUUCUAGCAUUGCACGUAGAGGUAGGUGGUAACUCCAUCUACUAUUUCUGAUACUCCUAACUAACUUAUUUGGUUAAUUUUACUCUUAUUUUUGGAUAGGAAUAAUUUUAAGUGUUAUUCGAUUUUAGUAAUUCCAUGCAUAUGCUUCAGAGAACGGUGAAAGUUCUUCCUGCUGGUGGUCAACAGGUGAUCAAUUCAAGCGGUGCUACUGUCACAUCAAGUUUCCCGCGUGUCCUUACUAUUCGUCCUCAAUUAUCAUCUGGUUCCACAGUUUUGACGGGUGCUACCACUAUGACAUCUGUGAGACCGGGUACUUUUAUCUUAUCCGGUACUCCCACAACACAAUUUUCAGCACCUACAGUCAGUUACCAAAAUUCAGAAGAUGUUGAAAACCAGAUGAUUUUAGGCUCUGGGGGUGAAAUCAUUAAUGGCACUCCCCAUGGCGUUAUUGCAACCCCAACUGGUUAUUAUGAUCUGAAUAUGCACAAUGCUGCAGCUGCUGGCUUUGAACAUGCAUCUAAUCCACCUGGACGGGAAUCAGGUGAUGAACAGGAACAGGUUUCAACUGGCUUGAAAACUAAUGGUCUUCGGCGUUAUGCUCGUUGUGUGUGUAACAAAGUUAAGGAGAAAGGCAUAACUUCUUAUAGUGAAGUUGCUGAUGAGCUUGUGCAUGAAUAUGCUGCUGAACAUCCCAUGAUUCCGUCUGAACAACUUCAUUAUAUUCAAAAGAAUAUUCGUCGACGUGUCUAUGAUGCGUUGAAUGUUCUAAUGGCUUUGAAUGUGUUGCAGAAGGAGAAAAAAGAAAUACGUUGGGUAGGAUUGCCUGUAAACAUGAUCGAAGAAUGUCGGCGUUUGGAAGAAGAGCGUGAAAGGCGACAGAUUUCUUUGCGCAAUAAGACUGCCGAAAUACAAGAUCUCAUAAUGCAGUUAAUCGCUUUUAAAAACCUUCUAAAGCGCAAUAAAAUCAAUGAUCGCUAUAGACAUAAUCGUGUGUUGAUGGAGUCCCAUGUCGCCGGUGAAUUAGAGAGAAUUAUUCCCAGUGGAACUUCAAAGAUUCGCAAUGAAAAAAUUCCUUUGCCAUUUAUGGUGAUAUCUACACAUAGAAAAACGGUUAUUGAUUGCAACAUAUCUACUGAUAAACUGGAAUAUUUAUUCACUUUCGAUCAAGCCUACGAAAUACGUGAUGAAGUAGAUACAUUGAAACGCAUGGGUCUGAUGCUUCGUCUUGGUACUAUUCAUUGUACACAAGAAGAAUAUAAUCAAUGCUUAGAGUUAGUUCCACCAUCGUUGCGAUUUUAUGUGGAAGCGAUUUACGAGCGACGUCAAGCUAUUGUUCCAGAUUUUGAAGCUCUCCAUCAACAGAGAAGGUUAUUUGUAGAGGCCAGAUUAGCUGCAGCAGCUGCAGCGGGGCAGGCAGAUGAAAGUGGUCCUAUGGGAUCUGCUCACGGAGGAUCGGGUAGUGUACACCAGCAACUUGACCACUCAGGUUUGGGUCAUUCUAUGCGAAAUAGUCAACAAUCACCACUGAAUAACAGUACGCAUUAUACGAACCUAUUUGAUACGGGAAACCCUACUGUAAAUGACGGGAGUUUGAGACAACUUUAUCUAAACAGAAGUUCAGAUGAUGAAGAUAGUCGUAUUACUGGAUCUGUUUCCAAUAGUGGUUUUGUACCAGGUGAUACUCAACAUUAUGCUCGCGCAGCUGCAUCACGUGGUUACGUUGUUCCUGGUGGUCCUGGUGGACUUUUACGCCAUCGGCAACAUACUCCAUCUUCAGUUGCUAGUAUUUUAAAUCGUCAGUUCGAUAAUGACAGAGUUUCUCGCAUGGGCUCAUCCUCUUUGGUUCGAACUCUAAUUAGUGAUACCGUGAUAUACCUGCUUCUGUAAUUGGUGUCAACAGCGGCCAUCCGAUGGCUCAUAGUGACGACACGAAUGAUGACUUAGUGGAUCCUGACGAGAUUAUUGAGGAUCAUGGGGAUGAUGAAGACGAAGAUGACGAUGAUGAUGAUGAUAUGGAGGAUGUUUGAAUUUUAAUUCUUGGAGUUCCGGGUUUAUUUUCCGCAUUACUUACUUGCUUUGUCAAACUUUCAUCUAUAUUUAAUUUUGUACGUCAGAUUUAUUCUCAUUCACAAUUGAGUAAACCUUAUAUCAAGAUUUUCGUUUAAAACUUGGUGUAUGACUGUACUUUAAUUUUUUAUCUUGAAUAUUUAUUGAUUGAACUGUUUGUGUAUUUAGUAUACUGAUUCACUUGAUGGAUUCUACAAUUUAUGCUUAAAUAUACAUAAUCAUAUUGUCGUUGAUAUACCUUGCUAUUUCCUAUUUUCCUCAGUUUGAUGUUCACUUCCCUAUCAAUUAAUAAUAAUAAACCUUUUGUAUAGUAUAUUGUUUUAAUUGUGAAUUGAUCUCCAUAAAGUUCUAUCUACUAUGUAAUUAAGUUCAUUUGGAAUG
Heterobilharzia americana is the source of this 3657-nucleotide messenger RNA. The record is from the annotation of a GenBank genome assembly. Lineage: Eukaryota; Metazoa; Platyhelminthes; Trematoda; Strigeidida; Schistosomatidae.